This is a messenger RNA of Sitophilus oryzae (rice weevil), 1072 nucleotides long. RefSeq names its product GTP-binding protein SAR1b (gene Sar1). Gene Ontology annotation, cellular component: COPII vesicle coat; endoplasmic reticulum exit site. Gene Ontology annotation, molecular function: GTP binding; GTPase activity. Gene Ontology annotation, biological process: membrane organization; endoplasmic reticulum to Golgi vesicle-mediated transport; intracellular protein transport. Lineage: Eukaryota; Metazoa; Arthropoda; Insecta; Coleoptera; Curculionidae. The transcript is spliced from 5 exons. The record is from RefSeq and is a predicted model, not a curated record. The coding region runs from base 183 to 776 and encodes 197 amino acids.
AUUCUAAAUUUUAAUAAUAUACUGGCCUAAUGAAUGAGUUGGCUGAGAAAAACUUCUGAUUCUCAUAUUUAGAAAAUCACGAGUCAUUCUAAUUUAUCUUUGAAUUUUUGCUGAUUACCGUGACUAGAUAUAAUUAGUGUUUUUUGUGCCAAGGAUAACUGAUUUCUCUUGUUCCAGAAAAGAUGUUUAUUUGGGACUGGUUUACAGGCGUUUUAGGAUAUUUAGGUUUGUUCAAAAGUAAAGGCAAAUACGUUUUUCUCGGAUUAUCACAUUCUGGAAAAGCCACUUUAAUAAGACAGUUGUUAGAUGAGAAAGAAAUUGAUUUUAUACCUUAUUCAUCUGAUCAUGAAAUAGAUGCAUCCGAAGAACUCUCAAUUGGCAACAUGAGGUUUACCACAUUUGAUUUAGGUGGACACGUUCAAGCAAGAAGAGUGUGGAAAGAUUACUUCCCAGCUGUUGAUGCCAUAGUAUUCCUAGUUGAUGCAAGCGAUAGAAUGAGGUUCGACGAGAGUAGACAAGAACUAAUAUCCUUGCUGACAGAUGAAAGUUUGGCAAACUGCCCUGUAUUGAUUUUGGGUAACAAGAUUGAUUUGCCAGUUGCAGCUUCUGAAGACGAACUCAGAAAUGUAUUUGCAUUGUUUGGCCAAACAACAGGAAAGGGUAAAGUACCAAGGUCCGAUUUACCCGGUCGUCCCCUAGAAUUGUUCAUGUGCUCCAUCCUCCAGAGACAGGGAUACGGAGAAGGUUUUCGCUGGUUGGCGCAGUACAUUGACUGAUUCCGUAUUUCACUUUUUGUUUAUAUUUUUAAAAGUAUCUUUGGUUAAGGACGAACGAGGUUAGGUAAAAAAAAAGUCAACAACAAAUUGAAGGAACAUUAUAGGUAAUCAAUAAUAAUUUAGUUUUGGGUCUGACCCUAUAAAGAGUGGGAGAUUAUUUUUUUAUUGAGUUGUUAUUACCAUAAUAUAAAUCUUAUAAAUAUUUUUUAUUUAUAUAUAUUUUUUUUUGUUCUGUAAAUUGUAUUUCUUUAUCUAUAACGUUUCCCGAAUGCCAAUUGAGUAAUAUACAAGGGGGG